Odontomachus brunneus is the source of this 603-nucleotide messenger RNA. RefSeq lists its product as uncharacterized. Bases 1 to 603 code for a protein of 200 amino acids. Lineage: Eukaryota; Metazoa; Arthropoda; Insecta; Hymenoptera; Formicidae. The transcript has a single exon. The record is from RefSeq and is a predicted model, not a curated record.
AUGGCCGGGUCCCGGCGGAUUCAACAAAUGGUCCGUCGGGCCCAGAGGUUUAUGGCCACUUGCCUCGACCGAGCUUAUAGGACUACAUCGCACGCGGCCGCCACGGCCCUGGCAGGGAUCCCUUCGGUAGAGUUCCUUGCUAUGAUGUACGCCGAAAACUAUCGGCGUACUGAGGAGCUCCGCCAGGGGAACAAAAACGGGACAGGACUUGCCAGGGCUACAGCCUUCGCUAGGGAGCAGGCCCGUCAACGCCUCUUCCUCCGCUGGAAGAUGCAGCUGGAGGGGACGACGGGCCGCUCUGGGAAGAGGGUCGCCGACGCCAUCCGGCCCUGCCUACAAAAGUCGGUAGGCAGGGCACACGAAGAUCUCACAUUCCAAACGCCGCAGGUGCUCACCGGCCACGGCUGCUUCGGUGAGUACCUGCAUAGAGUCGUCCGGAAGGAGUGCACCAGCCGCUGCCACCACUGCAGCGCGGCUGAGGACACGGCGCAGCACACGCUGGGCGUAUGCCCGGCGUGGGAUAGACAGCGCCGUGUCCUCACAAGCGUGGUGGGAGCGGACCUCUCGCCCCCGGCCCUUAUCAGGGCCAUAUUAAAGGGAUAA